Orbicella faveolata is the source of this 996-nucleotide messenger RNA. RefSeq names its product unconventional myosin-XIX-like. NCBI's taxonomy places the organism in Eukaryota, Metazoa, Cnidaria, Anthozoa, Scleractinia, Merulinidae. Gene Ontology annotation, molecular function: microfilament motor activity; ATP binding; actin filament binding. The record is from RefSeq and is a predicted model, not a curated record. Gene Ontology annotation, cellular component: cytoplasm; myosin complex; membrane. Gene Ontology annotation, biological process: actin filament organization.
AUGGUCUGUGAUGUAGGGAAUCACAGAGUUCAGGUGUUCGAACUGAGUGGCAAGUUUGUGACCAAGUUUGGAACAAAAGGCAGUGGGAUAGGAGAGUUUAAUAAUGGCCCAGACUCUACAGCAGUUCUUAGUGAUGCGCUCGAAGUAACCAGGCAAGCUCUGGGAAACGUUGGAAUUGAUGAUCAACUUCAAUGUGAAAUAUUUAAGGUUCUCAAUGGAAUUCUCAAGCUUUGUGACGCUCAGUUCUCGGACCCGAAUCCGUCAACGAACGAAACUUGCACUCUUCAAGAUGUUCAAGAAGCCUGUGAAUUACUGGGAACUGAAGCGGAGUCGCUAGAGCAGUGCUUAUCAUUACGACGAAUCACAACGGGUUCCACUGGCGAGCAGUUCAUGAAGCCAUGUUCAAAAUCAGAAUGCGUGGAAAGAAGAGAUUGUAUGGCCAAACUGAUCUACUCCAGAUUAUUCGACUGGAUUGUUGACUUCAUAAAUGCAUCCCUCAGAGCACCGUCAGAUUCAAAGUAUUCUUUUAUAGGUCUUCUGGACAUUUACGGCUUUGAAAACUUCCACCUCAACAGCUUGGAGCAGUUGAGUAUAAACUACGCAAACGAAAAGCUGCAGCAACACUUCGUGUAUUAUUUUAUGAAGAGACAACAGGAGGAGUAUCAAACGGAGGGUAUUGACUGGUCCUUCCAAGAUUUUGUCGACAGUCGCCCGUGUUUGGAUCUCAUCGAGGGAAGGACAAGUGUCUUUUCACUAAUGAAUGAGGAGUGCCGUUUGAAGAGAGAACUGGACACGAAGUCUUUCAGCACUCGACUGGAGACCUCCCUACUUCAGAACAGCCACUUUACUUGUCCGCGGUUUAAGAGUGAAAAUCAUGUAUUCAGCAUACAUCACUUUGCCGAGAGCGUGUCCUACCAGGUCGAAGGACUCGUCAAGAAAAACAAGGUUAGAGUUUGUUACUAGAGUUAAUUCAACUCAUGCUGACUACUUGCCUCG